This is a messenger RNA of Tarenaya hassleriana, 2728 nucleotides long. RefSeq names its product auxin response factor 18. The record is from RefSeq and is a predicted model, not a curated record. Gene Ontology annotation, molecular function: protein binding; DNA binding. NCBI's taxonomy places the organism in Eukaryota, Viridiplantae, Streptophyta, Magnoliopsida, Brassicales, Cleomaceae. Gene Ontology annotation, cellular component: nucleus. Gene Ontology annotation, biological process: regulation of DNA-templated transcription; response to hormone. The coding region runs from base 637 to 2538 and encodes 633 amino acids. The transcript is spliced from 14 exons.
AUUACUUAUUGAUGGGUCGGAAAUUACAGACUGCAAGAAUCUGAACCAAGUUCAGCGAUAUAUGUGUAUGUACACACAUAUCUAUAUAGAGAGAGAAGGAAAGAGAGAGAGAGAGAGAGAGAGAGAAAUGUCUGCAUGAUAUUGUGAGACUCUUAAGAAAGGAACUGGUUUUGGUCUAGAUCGGGGGAGUAAGAAGCUGGGCUUGAGCUGAAGAAGAAGAAGAUGCAGGAGAGGCUCGAAACGGCGAGAAGUUGGUGACUGAGAAGGCAAAACAACACGAAGUCGGAGAGGAGAGGAGGAGACAAAAAAAGGAGGGGGGGGAGCGAUUUCGUAACUGAAACAGAGCCAAAGAAAAAAAUCCCAAAGAUGAAAAAUUUAUCCAACAGUUGCCUGAAUUACGUUUUCCGUAAUGAAUACAGACAGAAAUAACCGUCGUGUCUUGUUAAAGAAAAGAGAGAAACCCUUUUUCCCCCUUCUUUGAUGGGUCUUCUUCUUCCUCUGUGUUCCUUGAUGGGUUAGCGUUGAGCGCGUGAAGGGUUUUCUUUUCCGAAGCUCUAUAACUUUUCCCCCUCUGGCUUUGUACUAUUUGGAAGAAAGCUUUGGUUUCUCUUUUUCCUGUUUCAUCUGGGUUUUUCGAUGGCGAAUGCGGAUGGUGAUUUCAUGGGCUCUUCCAUAUCUGACGGAAGAUCAGGUUUUGAUCACGAUGAUCUGUAUACGGAGCUGUGGAAAGCAUGUGCAGGGCCUUUGGUGGAGGUCCCUGGUGUUGGAGAGAGGGUUUUCUACUUCCCACAGGGUCACAUGGAACAACUGGUGGCGUCAACUAAUCAGGGGCUUGAUGAGCAUAUUCCUCUUUUUAAUCUUCCUGCCAAGAUUCUUUGCCGGGUCCUCGGUGUCACGUUAAAGGCAGAGCAUGAGACAGAUGAAGUUUACGCUCAGAUCACCUUAAAACCAGAGAACGAUCAAAGUGAACUCACAAGCUCUGAUCCACCCCUCCCUCAACCGCCUAAACAAGCUGUUCAUUCGUUUGUUAAGAUUCUCACAGCGUCAGACACGAGCACCCAUGGUGGAUUCUCUGUUCUGCGUAAACAUGCCACUGAGUGCUUGCCUGCCCUGGACAUGACACAAGCUACUCCAGCUCAAGAACUGGUGGCCAGAGAUCUUCUUGGGUUCGAGUGGAGGUUUAAGCAUAUAUUCAGAGGGCAACCUAGGAGGCAUCUGCUUACGACAGGAUGGAGUACCUUUGUUACCUCGAAGAGACUAGUAGCUGGAGAUGCCUUUGUGUUCUUGAGGGGUGAAAAUGGGGAUUUACGGGUCGGGGUGAGACGUCUGGCCCGGCAGCAGAGCACGAUGCCUUCGUCUGUUAUUUCUAGUCAGAGCAUGCAUUUGGGAGUUCUUGCUACGGCUUCUCAUGCUGUUUCUACCAAAACCCUGUUUGUAGUGUUUUACAAGCCUAGGAUAAGCCAAUUCAUAGUAGGAGUCAACAAGUAUAUGGAGGCUGUGAAGCAUUGCUUCUCUGUCGGUAUGUGGUUCAGGAUGAGAUUUGAGGGAGAAGAGUCUCCUGAGAGAAUUUUUACGGGUACUAUUGUGGGGAUCGGAGAUCUAUCUCCUCAGUGGCCAGAUUCUAAAUGGAGAUCAUUGCAGAUUCAAUGGGAUGAGCCAGCGUCGGUUCAGAGACCAGACAGGGUCUCUCCAUGGGAGAUAGAACCUUUCUUGCCAUCUCCAUCGGUGGCAAGGCAUUCUCAGCCUCAGCCUCAGCUCAAGUGUAAGCGGUCCAGACCCAUCGAUUCACCGAUUUCAGAUAUGGCAGCGAGUUCAGCUGCGUCUAAUUUCAUGUACGGCUUCCAUCACGGCCAUGAGCCCAAUGCCUCCCUGACACUGUUCCAAGAAUCAUCAUCAGCUGGUGGUUAUUCCCCGUCUGUACUUUUUAAGCCCACAAACAACAGCAUCACAUCUGAGCAAAAACCGGAGACCCCCACGAGCUGUUUUAGGUUGUUUGGGUUCGAUCUCACGAGCAAGCCCUCUGCUCCUACUCCCACUGACAAGGAACCAAUCAGCAUGCCACUGGACAGUACCUCUGGUUCUGCAAAGUGCCAAGAUCCGAGCUUGGUGAAGGAGCAGAAGAAGCAAGAUGCACCUGUUUCGUCAUCAUUACAGGGAAGGCAACAAGAGUCGGCUAACACUUCCACCAGGAGCCGAACCAAGGUGCAAAUGCAAGGUAUGGCAGUAGGACGAGCUGUCGAUCUGACAGUCUUGAGAUCGUACGAGGAAUUGAUAGAAGAGUUAGAGAAGAUGUUUGAGAUGGAAGGACAGCUUCGUUCGCGGGACAAAUGGGCUGUCGUUUUCACUGACGACGAGGGUGACAUUAUGCUCGCCGGCGAUGAUCCUUGGAUCGAGUUCUGUAAGAUGGCGAAGAAGAUAUUCAUAUAUUCGAGCGAGGAGGUGAAGAAAAUGAGCACUAAAUCGAAGGUAUCGUCCUUGUCCAUGGAGGGUGAGGGCACCAUCGUAAGCCUCGAUUCCGACCAGAGGCUCCUCAGUUAAAAGAGCUUUUUAUAUGGAAACAUCACUUUGGUUUCUGCUUUUGUUUUGUUUUGUUUUUUUAAUGUCUCACGUAACGAAAUAAGUAGAUGGUUUGUUAAUUAAUGUAAAAGACUCCCACUAUUACGCUGUUGUAUAAAUUAGGACUCAAUUGAUUUUUCGACAGGAACAAAACAAUUUCCGUGGCCGUCGA